CCCUCGUCGCAUCUGGUCGCAUCACUCCUCCGCUCUCCCUCCUCUUCCUGCGGACUGUACGGGUCAGAGAAGCGGCCUGUUGUUAGCUGUAUUCGGACACUUGUGGGUCUGUGAGCUCGGACACUUCCGCAGACAGCAGCCGCCAUGCAACAGCAUCUGUCUCUGGUGAUAUAACAACUGAUCCCAGCUCAGCCGAGUCCUCCACACACCCGGAUCCACCUCCAGCAGCAGCAGCUCCGCCGCUUUAGUCCUCCUUUUCCCGGAUCAACCUCCAGCUGCCGCCGCUCGUUGCGCCACAUGACCGUCUCAAAGAUGACAUGGCGUCCUCAGUACCGCAGCUCCAAGUUCCGCCAUGUGUUUGGGAAAGCUGCCACCAAGGAAAGCUGCUAUGACGGCGUGCCCAUCACACGAAGCGUCCAGGACAACAACUUCUGCGCUGUCAACCCCCGUUUCCUGGCCGUCAUCACCGAGUGCGCCGGGGGAGGGGCCUUCCUGGUCCUGUCUGUCCAUCAUACAGGUAAAGUGGACCCUCACCACCCUCGAGUAUCGGGCCAUAAAGGCAACGUGUUGGACGUCAAAUGGAACCCCUUCAACGAUUACUGCAUCGCCUCCUGCUCAGAGGAUUCCACGGUGAAAGUUUGGGAGAUCCCUCCUCACGGCGUGCUGAAGAACCUUACGGUUCCGUGCAAAGAGCUGCAGGGUCACAGUCGCAGGGUGGGCCUCAUCGAGUGGCACCCGACAGCUAACAACAUCCUCUUCAGCACAGCUUACGACUACAAGGUGAUGAUCUGGAACCUGGACUCUCCAGAGCAGGUGAUGAAGAACCCGGUCCGGACCAUCAGCCACCACACCGAUGUGGUUCUGUCCAUGUCCUUCAACACAGAUGGCAGCCUCUUCGCCACCACCUGCAGGGACAGGAAGGUCCGGCUGAUGGAGCCUCGCUCGGGGAACUUGCUGCAGGAAGGUAACUGCAAAACACACAAAGCCAGUAAGGUGCUGAUUCUUGGAAACAUGAAGAUGCUUUUGACGUCUGGCACCUCGCGCUACAACGAUCGACAGAUCGCUCUGUGGGAUCAGGACGAUCUGUCGGGGCCCUUGUUGCAGGAGAACCUGGAUGGUUCCUCCGGGGUCAUUUUCCCUUUCUACGACCCUGACACACACAUGCUCUACCUAGCUGGCAAGGGUGAUGGAAACAUCAGAUAUUAUGAGAUCAGCUCAGAAAAACCCUACAUCCACUUUCUAACGGAGUAUCGCUCACAUGUACCUCAGAAAGGAUUGGGUGUGAUGCCAAAGAGAGGUCUAGAUGUGAGUUCCUGUGAGGUUUUCAGGUUCUACAAACUGGUGACCAUUAAGAGUCUCAUCGAGCCUCUGUCAAUGAUUGUACCCCGCAGGUCGGAGUCAUACCAAGAGGACAUCUAUCCGAUGACGGCUGGAAACAGGCCAGCUCUAACUGCGGACGAGUGGCUCAAAGGCAUCAACAAAGGUCCAUUGUUGAUAUCACUGAAGCCUGGAAGUGAACUACCGGAGUCUCAGUUAGAGACAAAUGGGCUGAGUAACUCCCUGGAUGCUCAAAGGUUUCAGAGUAGACCGGGAAAUCUGCAGCUCUCAUACAUUCAGGACCAACUAGAAGCCAAAGACAUCCAAAAAGGGCGCCCCGAGGACGACAGGAGUCGAACAGCUGUGAGCAACAAGGAGGACCUCGCUCUGUGCUCACCUCCCAGGACAGAGAAUGAGCUACGUCUGAAGUUUCUAAAGCAGCAGGAGGAGAUCCGACGGCUGAGGGAGCUCCUCAAUCAGAGAGACGUUCGCAUCAAGCAGCUAGAGCUGGAGAUCAAGAACGUCAAGAACUCUCAGUCACAAGGUUCCCUUUAAGUUUGGACUUCCUCACGGGACACAAACAUGCAUUCCUGCACAAACUGUUUCAUCAGAGCCACCCGAGUCUCAGAAAGGUUCUGGCUCACCCGUUUUGUUCCGAGGAGCCCCACGAGCUCGCUGCACAGCAUCGACUCGGAUCGGGAGUUUCAUUCAGUCCUACACAUGGUGCACAUGGUUGUGUUUUUUAUGUUCGUGUACUUUUGGAAACUGCACCUUUUUUUACCUUCCCUUUGUUUUUUUUUCAGCGCCUCACAGCUAUGCAAGUUUAAUGUGGUUUCUUAAGUUUUUUAUGCUUUUUGUAGCUGAUUGAUAAAACAAUAUUUGAGCUUGUGUUGACUGAAUGAUUCGGCCAUUUGUGUGUCGCUGCUGGAGAGAGCAUUUCUGUGAUCAGAAUCUAUUUUUUAUGUUUGGUAAUUAUUUUUCCUCUGAUAUUUAAACUACUGUAAGUGGGCGCGGUUGUGGUGUUUAACGAGUGUGUGAAUGAUAAAAUGUGAUCUGCCAUGCUGUUGAGCAGAAUUUCUUUUUGGCUAAUACAGUUUACCAACUGUUUGAAAAAGACAAAAUCUUGUUUUGUUUCUGCUGUGGAGUCGCUGGAAAGCCAAAGUACCUCAUAACUUGUAAAAGAAGAAAUUCCUACGUUUUUUUUAACAUAAAGGUUUGCUGAUCCGUUCCUAUCAAUUAUCUAUCAAACUCCAGCAGAAUGCCAUCUGCUGGGCUAAAUAGAAAAAACAUCUAAGUCCUUAUGGUUCAGGUUGUGAUAUUGGGGUGUGUGUGUGUGUAGGGGUGUGCAGGAUCAUAAAAAUCUGUAUAAAUGGGUCAAAUGUAAAAGGUUUUAACAAUUUAUUCUUUUGAUGUUUUUUAAAACAUAACUGCAUCAUAAUUAAUCUCCACACAAGAGCCAAAAUAUAAAACAAAUAUUGUCAGUUUCAGUAUGCACUUGCUCUACAGGUUUUCCAUGAAUCAACUUUAAAAUUUAUAGAUGCUACUGUUUCAGUUAUAUUUUUUAAGUGUGUGUGUGUGUGUGUGUGUGUGUGUGUGUGUGUGUGUGUGUGUGUGUGUGUGUGUGUGUGUGUGUGUGUGUGUGUGUGUGUGUGUGUGUGCGUGCGUGCGUGUGUAACUGGCUUCAUGAGAAGAGGAAGUGUUGUAUGUAAGUGUUUGUCAAAUAAGAGCUGAUUUUUAAUUUGUUGCCUUCAAGCCAAAGAAUAAAUUGUAAAGCUCAGUUUAAUUAUGUCCAGGCCCAGUUGUUGCUGUGUUUAACAGUGAUGGUUGGUUCUCAUCUUUGCAAUUUGAAUUUCUGCGGAAAUACUAUAAAAAAUGAGUUCCUUUUAGACAUUCCAUUGAACAGCCUCAGUUUAGAGAAACAGAUCAGUUCUGCCCAGGCUGAGGUGCUAACAGCUAGUCACUAUGAGGCCGUUUACAAACGGCAUUUCUGCCAUUAGCUGUGUUUCCACCAUAGAAGUUCUCGGAAAUUUCUGAGAAGGUGGAAUGUGACGGGGAAAAUAUGAUGCCCUGCUGUGUCCAAACAAAAUCAGCUCUUUAAGGACUUUGCUAAGACAUCAGGUCAUUGCGACCAUUUCGGAAGCGAGGGGUGUCAUUGAGCAGCAUCAAUAGAAUGUAAUUUAUUCCAUCGGGGCGUGGAGGGUGGCAGUGUGAUGUAAAAAUCACGUUCAAUCAUAAGUUAUGGUGUGUUUUACAGCGCGAAACCACUAAGGGGUGUAAAUGUUGGCAUUGAGGAGGGAUUUCCAACACACUUCAGUGCUGGGAGUUUAGAAAUUAUUUUAAAGCAACAUGAAUGCUGCUUCUUUUCCUUUCAUUCUGCUUCACCAGCAACUCCAAUUUUUACAAAGGCCAGUUAUUUAGUGACUCCUGCCAGUGUCAUUUCCCACUCAGUUACAAUCACCACGGGUUAACCUUAAAUCCCGCUCAACGAGUCUACCGCCCCAUUUCGGUGUACAUAACCCAGUUCAGGCACUCGGCUGGUCCCAGAAAUGCCCCAGUGAAAUCAUAAUCUGUUUUACAGAGUGCUUUUCACAACUAUCCCAAGACACUUUUACAAAAUGGAGACACACCCAUGCCGUGAAGAUAUGGUAAAAUUACCCAAAAGUCCCGAUAGUGAAAACAGGCCUAAGGUGAAGCAAGUUUAAACUCAAAAACCUCAGCAGUUUAUGUGAUUGUUUAGUGUGACAAAUAGCCACUCGGAUACAGAAUUAGACCACUAAAGUACUAAAGUAUGGAGCCUUUAGAGAGGGAUGUGUGAAGGCCCUGAAAGGAUCCAGGCUCAUUGAAGUAUAAUACAAAUGCAAACGGAUGAGAGGAAUGAAAAGAAUGGAUGAGAGAAUCAAAAGCAGGAAUGAAAGAAGGUAAAUAUGAGGAUGCUGAAAAUACAAAAAAAAGAUGUGAAAAUGAGAAUUAGGAAUAAAGGGGAUGAGAAAUACAUAUGAAUAUGAGUGAUUGUGGAUAAAGAUGAGGGAAAGUAAGGGUGACGGCUGGUAGGGGUAAGAAUGAGGACAAACAGCAGGAUUAAAGGUGCACUAUGUAGAAAUGAAGUAAAAAAUGACAUCAUGUGGUAAAAUUUGGUUACUCGAACCACUAAAUAACUGGAGCUUUUUGCCAGGCGUUGUCAAAUUACAGUUGUCGGUGCUGCAGUAUUAGCUCGCAGGGGACACAACAACCCCACACUCAUUGAUGGUAAAUAGUAGUUACGUGCCUCCAUCUUUUGUUUUGAAAGGAUAAAAAACUGACAAAACCUAACCUGACCAGCCAGUCCCAUGCUUGCUUAUGGGAAGCAAUGGGUCUGGGAACUCUUCUAUUCAAAUAAUCCCAGCCCCUGAGAAUUCUGAGGGGAACUUCUGAAUGGUAAACAACUUGUCAGCUGAUUAGAGGUGGGGUUUAUCCUAAACCAAAGUUAACAAGAGAAAUGUAUACAUAUCUGUAUAAAGAUAAAUGGAAUUUCAUCAGUAACAGCUUGAAGUGAAGGUUAUAUCAGAUUAUUGUAAAAACAAUGUCUGACUCUUUGAAUCCAAUUAUGGGUAUACUACUGCAACCCAUUUUCUAAACACACGUUCCAUUUCAUGGCUGUUGCCAACUAUGAUCAGCAACUAAAGAUUCUAGAUAAGCAAAGAUGAGUUAAAAAAAAGUAGCAGUGUUUACCCUACGUAGGCUCAGGCUAGCGCUGCACCACGGCCACAAAAUCAAACACCCUCCCCCCAUGGAAACGAAAUGUUCCAUGCUCAACUAUUACCCUUUUCCCUGCUUUCACAGCAGCAAAAUGGUCCACAGAUGUACACACACCCCUCGUUCUCAUGGCGGACGCACGGCCGCGCACCACAAAAAUUUCUAGGUGAAACACUGAGAAGCUUGAGGUAUUUUUAGAGCCGAGUAUUUGUUUCUAAUUCACCAUUAGCAUCAUCAGUAAAAGAUGCUGCGACGUCUUAAGCUGUUUUUACAGGACCGUAGCGUUUGCAAAACGGGAUUUGCCGCGGUUCCCUGGGGAGGAUUUUGGCAUUUAUAGUAGCAAAGCUGAAGCUAGAAUAAACUGCCAUCAGGCACCUCUCAAACCGAGACGGGAUAAGGGGAGGUCGCUGGGUGGCCCCCCACAUGUGACGUUAAGGGUCGCGCAUUUAGCGUCAGACACGUUGGACUGAUGACAUUUCUUUUUCAGGACCUUUAGCUUUGAUGUGACCUGCUUUUUGUCCCGCUUGACGCCCCGCUCAGCCAGUGUUUUCACCACUCUGUAGAACAGCUGGCUGUCUCUCACCGUCCCCGUAAAAAGGUGACUUAUGGGCCAUUCCUAUCUGUACCGGGUCGGGUAGUGUAGGUUGUUUACAUAUCUGGGUGGCCUGGUAUUUUUCCGGGCCAACCAAGGCUCAUUCUCAGCCCUCUUCUCGAGGGGGUCUGCUUCAGGCCGACCAGGUCCAACACACCCACUGCUGACAGCAAAUUCACACCUUCCAUUAGAGCAAGCCUCUGAUUGGUGGGUAGAAUCAGCCCACAUGGGCUUAAGGCAAGGAUGUCUGGAAUCAACCGGGCCAGGCUGGGGCCGACUGGGGCUACCCGGCCCGGGCCGACCCGGUACAGAUGGGAAUGGCCCAUUAAUCUGUCCGCUCGCACAGCCAAAAGCUCCAUGGUCUCCACGUACGUCCAGUUUGCCAUGUUGUAGGUGGUUGAAAGAUACUAGUGAGAGGCCAUGUUUGUAUCCCUUCUGGCCGGCACUCGGCGCGCAGUAGACGUCACUAACGCGACCACCCUCUUUUGCGGGGGGGCCUCCCACAGUCGCUCCAAAGGGAUUAGUGGGGCUGACACGAGUUUAGCCGUCAGAGGCGAGGGGCUCAUGCGGCAAUAUUAUUACGAGGCUAAGAGCAUCAGAAUAGUGUUUUAUCACCUUUCCCCUUUGCUGCAUUUACGAGACCCACAAAUUCGGAUUUAUCACUCUGUAAUGACGCGAUGGUCUGUCUUAUAAAAGAGGCUUAAGUCUUACAAGAAAUACCUUCUGGGUCACUCCUGUUACUGGCUUAGGAUCUUUACAAAACAUUGCUGCGUUUUGCCAGCCGGUGAUUUACAAAUGAUGACAUAGCAUUUUCCGAUGCAGACUCAGCAACCCCACAAGCUUCCAGAUUGUAAACAGUUACUAUGUGCAUGUUUGGCUAUUUUUAAAAAGGAGAAUAACCGACAGCCCGCCUUCUCGCUGAGAAGGAAACCUGUUUCAAAGUAGCCUUCCUUCCAACGAUUGUUUCAUGAUCAUCUCACUGUAAAUUUUACAUACUGUACCUUUAAAUACGUUUUUUUUAAACCCAUCAACAUUCCAGCUCUAAACUAUAUUCGGGACGUCUUGAAAAACAGCAGGAAGAGAAAAGAAUCCUAAAAUGUUAACAUUUUAUUUACAAAGUUGUUUUUUUGUCAUACAGAAAGUAAAAAUGUAGCUACAACCUUGAUUUGUGCAACAGGUUGCCACACUAAAAACCAUGGCCUGCUGGUUGCACAACUGCUAUAGCAAUAAUUUUAUUGGGAAUAAAAUGAGGAACAGAACAGAAAAUAAAAAUUAAAGACAAAA
This is a messenger RNA of Nothobranchius furzeri (turquoise killifish), 6925 nucleotides long. It is a transcript of the gene coro2aa, whose product is annotated as coronin 2Aa. Lineage: Eukaryota; Metazoa; Chordata; Actinopteri; Cyprinodontiformes; Nothobranchiidae. Gene Ontology annotation, molecular function: actin filament binding. The record is from RefSeq and is a predicted model, not a curated record.